This is a messenger RNA of Entrophospora sp. SA101, 309 nucleotides long. The record is from the annotation of a GenBank genome assembly. NCBI's taxonomy places the organism in Eukaryota, Fungi, Glomeromycota, Glomeromycetes, Entrophosporales, Entrophosporaceae.
AUGCAUAACUGCUUUAACACUACUAUGAGACUUUAUCUUUGUCCUAGAGCAAAAUUACCUUCCCAAUCAGUCUGUAAUAGAUUAGAGGCGUUAAUUUAUUACCCAUCAGAACUCAUUUUAGCUGAAGCAGCAUUGGUAACUUUGCAAAAUGACUAUUACCAAAAAGCUGCAAUAACAGUAUUGAAUAAUACAAUUUCUACAGGUGGAAUAGUUAAUGCUGGUGAAAAAUUGGACAGCUGUAAUCAAAAUGUAUAUGAUGAUGUUGGUAGAAAAUUAGAAAUAGGCUAUAUUUUGAGUAAAUAUUCUUAA